CUUAAUACAUGCAGCUCUGACACAGUCUAAACAAGCACAUGGUUCUCAGAGUGACUGAGUUUAAAACUAAGUAUGGCCUUGGACAACGUCACUCAGCUUGACAACGCCACGCUGGAUUUGUUUAAGGACAAGACAGCCAGUAAUGCUGUCUCUAUAUUAUAUAUCAUUGUCACGUUGAUCAACUUUCCUGGAAACGGCCUCUCUUUGUGGUUACUGGCAUUCCGCACUUCGCCCAAGACCCCGUCCAUCAUCUUCAUGAUCAACCUCACCAUCACUGAUCUGGCAGUAGGCUGUGCCUUGCCAUUCCAGAUCAUUUACCAGAGCAAUGGAUAUAACUGGAACUUUGGAUCUGGACUGUGCAGCGGGAUGACUGUUCUGUUCUAUGCCAAUAUGUACUGUUCUAUUCUGACCAUGACUGCCAUUAGCAUUGACCGCUACCUGGGAAUUGUUCGGCCCAUGCAGUUCAGGGAAAUGAAGCGUAGGAGGGAAUAUGCAAUAUCUGGAUGUGUGAUUAUGUGGGCAGUUGUAUUAUUUGCUCUGUACCCACUGGAGAGCACCGACCUAACUUUUGAGGUGAUUGACCUCAAUAUAACAACCUGUUUCGAUGUCCUCAAGAGAAACAUGCUUCCUACAAUGACAGACUGGGCUGUCUUUCUGUUUACCUUGUUUGUCAUUCUCUUUCUGAUCCCAUUCAUAAUAACUGUGUUCUGCUAUGUCAGCAUCAUCAAGUCACUUGUCAACAAGCGCUGUGUUAGUAACCAAAAGAGAAGAUCUCUGCACCUUGCUGUGCUAGUGUUGUUAGUGUUUAUCGUUUGUUUUGCACCAAACAACAUCAUUCUCCUGGCUCAUAUAAUUCGGAGGCUGUUCUAUAAUGGUUCCUUUUACAUGCAAUACAAGCUCUCUCUUUCACUAAGCUGCAUCAACAGCUGCUUGGAUCCCUUCAUUUAUUACCUUGCUUCCAGAGAAUUCCGGCGAAAGUUGAGGGGGCUUCUGGGAAUGAAAGUAAACAGCAGUGGGGAUACUCAGAGCUGCAUGUCAGACCAACACAGAGAAAGUAUUUUCUCUGCUCGAUCCAUGUCUCAGGCUAAUGGUGAUGAUUAUGAUCUUAAUCUUCCUAUGUCGACAAUUUAAAAAUGGAAAAUAAAUAUAUAUAUUAUAAUACUGUAUAUAUAUUGUAUUACAUUAUGGUAAUACUAAAUGUGUUUUGAAAAAAGAAAACAUUUUUGUCGGUUGUGUCUUGUGGUCUAUGCAAUGGUGAAAAAUAUUCCUGGUGGGGCCUUUUUUGCCGUAUUGAGUCAAGCAACCAUCCAAAUACCAACGCUCUGAUAAAUAGUCAGCAAUUAUUUAAUUAGCAUUAAAAAUCAACCGAUUAAUAAAUAAUUAAAAUUUUGGAUAUUCUAUUAGACAAGUUGGUAACUGAGUUGUUAAGACUGAGUUACUAAGUUUAACCAAGUUUUACCAGUAAGUUUCAUCAAAUUUUUACUUUAUUUUAGUGCUUUUGUUCAUUCUCAAAUAAAAAAAAAUCAAAAUGCAGCCUUAUCAUCAGAUUUCUGGCUGUCACUGACAGCACAUCAGCAUUACUUUUAAAAAAAUCUGAGAUUCUGCAUGUGUUAAACCCGAAACCUUUUUUGUGGUAAAUGUAUGUUCAUUAACGGUAUGACUUUAAGUAACUUACUGGAAGCUAUAACUGAAUGUGAAAUGCAAAAUCUGUGAAAAUGUGAAAUCUGAUGACUAAAAGUUUGUGUAUAGUUUUAUAUACAGCUCAGGAAGUUAGACAGUACUAUUUUUAAAGCUUUUUUUUUUAUAAUACUGUUUCAACAUUUCUUUUGGUUUUUAUAAUGAAAUCUAUGUAUGUGCCUGUAUUUUUUUAUCAGUUAUAAUAAAAAAGCACAAACUGAAAUAAUGUUUUCAGUUCUAAACAUGUUUCGUAAAACAAUUGUUAUUGUUGAAAGAAUGUAAUAAAAUAAUGUGUCUCCCAGA
This is a messenger RNA of Paramormyrops kingsleyae, 1980 nucleotides long. RefSeq names its product P2Y receptor family member 8 (gene p2ry8). Gene Ontology annotation, biological process: positive regulation of Rho protein signal transduction; phospholipase C-activating G protein-coupled receptor signaling pathway. Gene Ontology annotation, molecular function: G protein-coupled receptor activity. Lineage: Eukaryota; Metazoa; Chordata; Actinopteri; Osteoglossiformes; Mormyridae. The record is from RefSeq and is a predicted model, not a curated record. Gene Ontology annotation, cellular component: plasma membrane.